Perca fluviatilis (European perch) is the source of this 3396-nucleotide messenger RNA. It is a transcript of the gene ercc5, whose product is annotated as excision repair cross-complementation group 5. The record is from RefSeq and is a predicted model, not a curated record. Gene Ontology annotation, cellular component: nucleus. Gene Ontology annotation, biological process: nucleotide-excision repair. Lineage: Eukaryota; Metazoa; Chordata; Actinopteri; Perciformes; Percidae. Bases 199 to 3021 code for a protein of 940 amino acids. The transcript is spliced from 13 exons. Gene Ontology annotation, molecular function: DNA endonuclease activity; single-stranded DNA binding.
CUCCCCGGACAGAAAUAGUGUAACAGUCAACAAUAAACGUUGAAAAGUGCCGCAGUUUGUGCCGUGCAGAUUCUUAUUUUACACUUUAGUGAUUUCUGAGUUGAUAUGAAAACAUGUUCAGAUAAGUGAAGCACGAUUCAUUUGUUUUUGUGUUUCAGUUUUUAAUCUUCACAGUAUUUCGGUUGAGGUUUGGUUAUAAUGGGAGUGCAUGGACUCUGGAGGCUGCUGGAGAGUACAGGGAAACCCAUCAACCCUGAGACUCUGGAGGGAAAGGUCCUUGCUGUUGACAUCAGUAUAUGGCUGAACCAGGCAGUGAAGGGGGUGAGGGACCGUGAAGGCAACAGUGUCCAGAACGCCCACCUCCUCACUCUCUUCAACCGCGUCUGUAAGCUGCUCUUCUUCCGCAUCAGGCCAGUCUUUGUGUUUGAUGGGGACGCACCACUGCUGAAGAAACAGACUCUGGCUCUGAGGAGGCAGAGGAAAGAGGAGUUGAGCCGGGAGUCCAAACAGACCAAUGAGAAACUUCUCAAAACAUUCCUGAAGAGACAAGCGAUCAAAGCUGCACUUGGAGACCGCAGUAAGGAUCCUCUACCCAGCCUCUCCACUGUGAGGAGAGAUGAGGUGGACGACAUUUAUGUUCUACCAGCCCUGCCAGCUGCAGAGGAGAAGGACCAAAACAGUUCUGAGGAGGAGGAGGAGGAAGAGAAAGAGUUAGAGGAGACAGACAACGGCCAUCACAUGUAUCAGGGAGAAUUGUAUGAAGACCCCAACUCAGUGGACAUUAACUCAGAGGAGUUUGCCAGCCUGCCUCCUGAAAUGAAACAUGAGAUACUCAAAGACAUGAAAGAGUUCUCCAAAAGACGUCGGACCAUGUACCACAAACCCCCAGAGCAUUCAGGAGACUUUUCACAGUACCAGCUUGCCGGCCUGCUGCAGAGGAACAAGCUGAACCAGCGACUGCAGGGUGUGGAGAAAGAGAUGAGCCAGCAGAGCACCGGCAGCGCUCCACAGCUCUGCCAACUGGACGGGGACCAGCAGAGGCACAGCGUAGAGUCACACCGACUGGUUUCAGAAGACUAUUCCCACUAUAUCCUUAUUAAAGGCUCCAAGAAGAGCGAGACUGCCCCCGAGAGCCGACCCGCAACCGCAGCCUGGUCUGGGAGCUCCCUGACGGGCUGCGAAAGACGAGCAGCGGACAGACCUGAGCCACUGUGGCGUCCUGCUUGUGAGGACGAAGCAGAAGUGCAGGGUCCCUCCUCAAAAAACUCCAAACCGUCUGUCUUCAAACCGUCUCUGGGAGACACAUCACCUCCCUCGCCUCGUACGCUCAAGGCGAUCCAGGCUGCGAUGAGCGACAGCUCAGACGAGGAGAAGGUGGACCGUGAUAAGGACGGCCGUGUGUCCCCGCGCACCCUGCUGGCAAUCCAACAAGCUCUAGCGGAGGAGGAAGAUGACGCUGCCGUACACAGCACUCUAAUCAGCAGCACAUCCACCAAACUGCAGGCGAAUAUUCAUCAUCCUGGGCCACAAGUGGUCAUCAGCAGCUCAGAGGAAGAGCCAAACCCUGGAAACGUGAGCCCUUUGCCUAAUGAAAGAUCCGAUUGUAAGGGGAACCCAACAGGCCAAAGUUUACACGUGGAAGAUGGUUUGUUUGUUAGUAGUUCUGAAGAUGAGAUGGAGAGUGUGAUCGGUCAGAGAAAUGAAGCACUUCGCUUUGCGGCGCAGCAACAAACUCCUGAGACAGAGAUGAAGUCCGAAGAGGAGCUAAAGAAAAGACAGUUGACAGAGGAUAUACGGACGGGAAGUAGAGGACAGAUGGAGAAACCAGAAGAGCUGGAGGGAUUGAACACAAAGCCUCGGGCUGCUUCCAAUCAAAACUCAUCAUCCAUUAAUCUCUCUGCUCAACUAUUUGGAAAACCUCUCAGUGCAGAGACUGAAAUUCAUCCUGCGUUGUUAACGCAGAGGAGCAACGAGAUGAUUGAAGCUCAAGGGGAAAGGAAUGGAGAUGAUGUGAAGUCGGAGGGCAGCGAGGAGAGCGAGUCAGAAGAGAGCUUCAUCGAGGUGUCCGACGAAGAAUUUCCAGAGGAGGAUGCAGACGACUCCCUAGUAGUGACGGGAGAGAAAGGGUCUCCAGAUGAGGCCCGUAGAGACGAGACCAAGCAGGAAGAAAACCCAGAGCAAGGUUUGACCGAGGCUCCAGCUGCUGCUUUGGAAUUAGAGGAAGAAGACGACAAAAAGAGACGGACGGAAGAGAAAGCGCUAAAGGAGGGAACAGAGACCGAAGAAUCCAGCUCAACUCCAGCAAUCAAUGAAUGGGAACACUUUGAUGUGGAUGAGCUGGAGGCGCUGGAGAGCUCUCUGCAGGCGGAGCAGAGCAGCCUGAGGGAGCUGAAACAGCAGCAGGAGAGGAUGGCGAACACGGUCACUGGACAGAUGCACCUGGAAAGCCAGGAGCUGCUGCGGCUGUUUGGCGUGCCGUUCCUUGUGGCACCGAUGGAAGCCGAGGCUCAGUGUGCAGCACUCGACCGCGCCGAACACACACACGGGACCAUCACAGACGACUCAGACGUGUGGCUGUUUGGAGGGAGACACGUCUACAAGAACUUCUUUAGCCAGAACAAAUAUGUUGAACACUACCAGUACAGUGACCUACAGAGCCAACUGGGCCUGGACAGGACCAAACUGAUAAACCUGGCUUAUCUGCUUGGAAGUGACUACACAGAGGGCGUGCCGGGGGUCGGAUAUGUUACUGGCAUGGAGAUACUGAAUGAGUUCCCAGGGCCGGGCUUGGAGCCACUCUCACAGUUCAGUAAAUGGUGGUUAGAGGCUCAGGAGAAAAAGCGUCUGGUAGCAGAUCCUCGGGACUCGAAGGUUAAGAAGAAAUUGAGGGACCUUAAACUGCAUCCUGGGUUCCCUAACCCUGCGGUGGCUCAGGCUUACCUGCAACCUGCUGUGGACCAAUCAGAGAGCUUCUUCAGCUGGGGACGCCCACAACUCGACAUGAUCAAAGAAUAUCCUUGAUCGACUGAUCGUGUGUGUGUGUGUGUGUGUGUGUGUGUGUGUGUGUGUGUGUGUGUGUGUGUACUCGCAUUUCUAUACCGAUGGGGACCUUGACCUGAAUACACACUCACAAGGUGGGGACUCGUGUCACCGUGGGGACCAAAAUCAGGGUCCCCACGGGCAGACCCCUCUCAAAGCAUAGAAAACAGCUUCCUGAUAUGCCCAGUAUCAAUAACUCCAAUGUCCCCUUUGGGGGGGUUUUCAUGAGAAAAAUGUGUGUGUGUGUAAGACGCUGACGUCCUACUGGCAAACGGUGGUAUUGCAAGUGUGUGAACUUUUCUGUGAACAUGCGCCCCUCCUGGUAAUAAAUGGUAUUGCAGCAUAAUGAAAAUUUAA